Messenger RNA from Corythoichthys intestinalis (scribbled pipefish), 1798 nucleotides. It is a transcript of the gene nabp1a, whose product is annotated as nucleic acid binding protein 1a. Gene Ontology annotation, molecular function: DNA binding. The transcript is spliced from 6 exons. Gene Ontology annotation, cellular component: SOSS complex. Lineage: Eukaryota; Metazoa; Chordata; Actinopteri; Syngnathiformes; Syngnathidae. The coding region runs from base 616 to 1293 and encodes 225 amino acids. Gene Ontology annotation, biological process: mitotic cell cycle checkpoint signaling; response to ionizing radiation; double-strand break repair via homologous recombination. The record is from RefSeq and is a predicted model, not a curated record.
AAACCGGCUGCAUUGUGUGACGUACAUCCUGAGGCAUAGUGGAAGCAUGGAUGUCUGUGGCUGUCUAAAACUUACUUAGCUGUCCAAUUGCGUGUUUUUGACAUUUGAAUAGAUAAGCAAACUUACUGAGGCUAUGUAUUCGAACUACUACUAACUUUAACCGGUUACUCGUUUAUAGAGACACACACUUUCGUUAGACUCACUAUUUUAACACGACAACACCGUCGCGACGCUAACAAUGUCAUUCUGAAAAGGCAACACAAAGGAAAUGCGGUCGGUCAGUGUUCAAUUUUUAUUUUAGUUUUUACAUACAUAUUCACAUAAAGGGAGACGCUUAAAAAUGAUUAAAAGCAUAUCACAAGCUUAAACGUCAAAAAAAUUGUGAGUCCAGACUCGGGAUUUUCCAGACCGGUAGUUCCAUUUGAAGUGCUUAAAACUCAUGUGUUGAUAGAUACUUUUUGAAUUUAGCUUUUCAUUUGUGAACAAACGUGUGUGCUUUGUGGUAUUACUCGAAACUGCGUCUAUAAGCGAGUGCUGAAGGCGUUUUUGUCCAAGCUAACAUGCUAGGCUAGCCUUGAAUGGUGGGUGGAUGGUUGGGUGGCAUCGACGCAGACAAUGGCAGCACCCUCGACAGAAGCGGUGUUCUUGAUUAAAGACGUCAAGCCCGGCUUGAAAAACCUCAAUAUUGUAUUCAUCGUUUUGGAAAUAGGACGAGUGACCAAGACGAAAGACGGUCAUGAAGUGCGUUCCUGUAAGGUGGCAGAUAAAAGCGGCAGCAUCGCCAUCUCUGUUUGGGAUGAGCUGGGAAGUCUCAUUCAGCCUGGUGACAUUAUUAAACUCACCAGAGGGUAUGCGUCAAUAUGGAAAGGUUGCCUGACACUUUACACUGGCAGAGGUGGAGAUUUGCAGAAGAUUGGCGAAUUUUGCAUGGUGUAUUCAGAAGUGCCCAAUUUUAGUGAGGCAAAUCCUGAGCUGCUCGCUCAAACAAACCAGCAAAACAAGUCUGGCAAACCUGACCAAAAUCAGAGGGGAAACUCUCCACCCAAUCAAAAUUCAGGUACAUCCUCUGCCCCAGGUAACGGCUCCAUGGCUCCGUUUUCCACCAAUAACAACAACAGCAGUGGCAGUGGCCCCGCACCGGGUGGGGCUCGCGACUCUGCUUUCGGGCGGCCAAACGGCCGGUCUCCGGGCAAUGGAGCGACUCAGACUCCCGCCUCCGGACCCCCGUCUGCUGCCGCCAAGUCGUCAAUUAACAUUAGCAACGGCAGGGACCCGCGACGUGCCAAAAGAUGAAAAGAGUUGGGCUAGACUCUCAACAUCAUUCCCCCUUUUCACCUCACUUGAAUUCAAUUUGAUAUCGGCUGCUAUCACAGUCACAUGUAGAGUAGCUGCAUUGUUCUUGAAGAUUACAGAUGAGAUUGUGUCUUUAAUUACUUGGAAUUUUGCAGUUGCAGUGCUGAACUCGUCCUUUAGGAACCUUCUGUUAUCGUAACACCCCACAAUCCCUGUAAAAUUCCAGCAUAUUAUAUACUACUUGAACACUCGGUGCACUUUCUUCUCUUAUUUUCAAAGUGAGGAAAAUGUUUGUCAUCAAGGAACCAGUUUUUGUAAAUGUCCCCUCAAUGACCACAUAACCAAACUUUUUGAUUUUUAUAUAGUGCAGGUUGAUUUAGUAGAGCUCUACCGCCCCUUCAAAACUAAUUUUCUCAUUUGCCACGAUUGUACCAUCUUUAAAGUGGGACCACUUCAAGCUUGGUGACAGAAGUUAACCAAAUAAAUUUUACAUCAGAAAUAAAAA